Aureobasidium namibiae CBS 147.97 is the source of this 3669-nucleotide messenger RNA. RefSeq lists its product as uncharacterized. The transcript is spliced from 5 exons. Lineage: Eukaryota; Fungi; Ascomycota; Dothideomycetes; Dothideales; Saccotheciaceae. Bases 1 to 3669 code for a protein of 1222 amino acids. The record is from RefSeq and is a predicted model, not a curated record.
AUGUCAGACUCGGCAGGAAUGUGCGGCGAGUUUGGGAGCAAGCGAAAGCGCACCAUGGAAUGGGCCAUGAAGGUGCCUGAGGCAGAUGUGCAUCUGCUCGCCCAUGCUUCUUCCAAUCACGAUCUCCGCCAGCACGACGAGAGCGACGACCAUGGCAAGCACGACGGCCACACACCCAAACGCAGCCGCCCCUCGCCGUCGCCCAAGCAGCAACCUCGCAGCAUUCGCCGCAAAGACGCUCGCUACGGCCUGGCCUCGCUCAGCAAGCGCCACGCAGAACCCGCCGACCUCGAUGUCCCGGACAACACACGCCCCUCUCGCUUCCAAGAAGGCAGCAUGUCGGACAAACCCAGUGCCCAACCACCGAGCGUCUUUACUCGCGGCCACUCGGACAAUAGUGUGCCCACCCUGGCCAACGUCGACGACCUCAUGACCCAGUACCAUCAAGAGAACUCGACCCCCGCUGUAUAUCGCUCUGUCAAGACCGCCGUCAACCACCCCCUCAAACCUGUCGUCAACCAUCCCCUCCAGGACGAGUCUGUCGAGCCUCGUCCACCUCCGCCAUUCAGUGCUCCUACCUUCGACUCAAUUGCUCCAUCGACGACAGCAUCUGUCAAGCCUGCGGGCGGCCUCUUCCGCUUCGGCAAGAUGGUUGCAGCAACCUUCAAUCCCACCAAUGUGUGGGAAUCCUUCUCACGCACCUGGAAAGAGUCCAAGGAAGAUCUUACUGUUAGAAACAUUGAAGAGAACCGCAAGCGCGCUCAGGACGACAAGGCCAUGUAUGAACAGGCAUACCAGGAACUUAAGAAGUCCGGCCAGUUCAACUUCACCGUCGUACCCAACAAGGCUUUAACAUCGCCUCGCAUUGGUGGAAACAGCCAAUUCGGCUCGCCUGUACGCCAGCCUCUGACUUCGCCCCGUCGUGCUGCCGCCUAUGCCCAUCUACGCCCGGAUGCCGAUUUUCCACACUCGCGGGAUACUUCGCUUGAUUUGGCUGCCGAUACCUCCGCGCCACCCCAGUUGGCUGCUCUGUUCAAACGAGAUGAUGAUCCGAUCACAGAGCCAAAGUCACCCCAGCACUUGUCACCCGAGAAGCCUCUGAGUAAACGCAAGUCCUUCUUCGCCCUACGUGGUGCUUCUCUGCGCGCUCCUUCCUUGAGCUCUCUGAAGCGUGGUCGCUCUCAUGCCAAUAUAAGUGAAACCUUCGUACGCACGUCAGAGGACAAGCCUAAGAGGACUCCUUCCACAUCGCCAGAGAAGCCUGCCAUUCACAGUCAUCUCACUUUACAAUCUCUUCCCAGGUCUCAGUCCAAGAAGGAGCUCAACAAAGCAGUGAAGCUGAACAAACGUGUCAGUGAUCUCGAGUCCAAACUUGCCGACGCUCGUCGUGAGCUGAACAACGCUAUCACGAACGCCUCUCCACUACCACCCCUUCCUUCUCGCUUCGAGAGGUUCACUCCCACUUCCAAAUCAAAGUCAACCAGGGCUAGGUUUGGAUUGAGUGGUAGCAAGCUACCUUCUCUUCCUUCAGAGAGUCUCAUACAAGCAGAGUCGUUGGCUCAGGCUCAAAAUACUCCUUCGCUCGUCAGACCAAAGCCCACUCACUCUCAGUCUUUUGACUUGACACACCUAAGAAGCCCUGGUUAUCAAAGAGACUCGGUCAUCAUCCUUGACACCCCUCAUUCAGCGACCCAGACCUUUCUACCAGCUGACUACUACAAUCAAGCUCCCAUGGAUCCAGCCGCUCUUGCUUCUUCUGAGGCUGCUGAUCAAAGUGAAGUCGACAACCGUCCCAGUCUGGAUGCCAAACUCAAGGCACUCGAUGCUAGCAUCAAAUCGAAAGCCAAGAAGACGCCCACCAAGAAGCGCAAAAGUGCUUCCAAGGAAGACGGCAUUUACAAGCCUCCAGCAGACGAGGAAGAAGACGAAUUAGAGUUCAUCAAAGAGAAACCAAAGAAGAAGCGUAAGUCCACCGGCAAGAAGGCAGCCAAUGUUGAGUCCGCGAACGAUCAACCUGGACCUGAAAUCGGCCAUGGCAAGAUGAACAAAACCAACACCAAGAAGCAGGACAGCAGUGAGCAGCACAUUCUCGACCAGGCCAUCGAUCUUCCUCCCAGCCGCCCAAGCAUGGACACCCUCGAUCCCAUCAACGAAGAAGACAGCUUUGUAGUCGCCCCCCGUGUUGACUCGACCAACUCCCUCGUCCCCUCGCAGCACGACUCUGCCAUUGGCGCCGCCGAUGCCGAAUCCACUCAUGUACGCACCGACCCUCUCAAAUCAAUCCUCAUCAACAGGUACGAGACUGCUCGUCCUACAUCCAGAGGCUCUUCCAGAGGCUCGAACAAGCGUCCCUCUUCCUCGCAACGCCGCUCUUCGCCUCCACCCGACACUGUAUAUACGAAGCCUACGCUCGUCACCAUCGAGAAGCACGAGAAGCACCACAUUAUCACUGCCACUCCUGGUGUUGGCUCCGUCCCCGUCUUGCCAACUGCGCUAGAGAAGGUUACGGGUGAUCAAGCUGGCGCCGUCACGAUUGAAUUUCCCAGUUUUGAUGAUCACAAGCACAAGCACAAGCAUAAUUACUCAUCACUCGAACGAGGAAGCCACGAUGGAGCGGAAAGUCGUGGCUUCAUACUUUUCUUGCUCAAUACUCUUUUCGAGGAAGGAUCGUGGUACUCAAGCCCAGUUCCUUCCAACUUUAUCAUGAUUUCCAAAAAUGCAAAGUUUUGUUUCCUCCGAUUCCAUGGUGGUGUCCAUGCAGUCGUGACUGUGACUGUAGAGCCGCACGAAAACGGCACGGCUGCACUGCUGCUCGAACUCGACAGACUGGAACCACUCGAACUCGAUAGACUAGAACUGCUGGAAGAGGACAGACUGCUCGAAACCGAGGAACUCGGACUCGACGAUAUCGACGAGGAUGAUGAGGAUAAUGAAGCGGUGGCCGCGCCAGCUGAACUGCUUAGUACCGAGGAUGAUGAAGAGGAUAGGAUGCUGCUGCUCGGAGAACUGAGGCUGCUCGAGACUGAGGAAGACGAGGAAGAAGAAAGUGAGCUUGACACGCUGCUGCUUGAAGAGGAAGAAAUUGAGCUCGACGACGAUACUGAGGCCGAAAAGGGGGCAACACUUAUAGAGGACAGCGAACUGGAUGAAAUCGAAGAAGACGAGCUCGAAGAAACGGAGGACGACAGACUCGACGAAACUGAAGACGACGAGCUCGAAGAAAUUGACGAGGAACUCGACGAGGAUGAGCUUGAGCUACUGGAACUUGAAGAGCUGAAGGAUGAUGACGCUGCGCUCCCAAGACCCGGUGCUGGUGUUAUGGUAGAUGUGAAGACAGUCGAAGAGGUGCCCGCUGUGGUUGGUGCCGUAGUUGCUGCAGCGAUCCUGAUGGCACCAACAGAGUUCGAGCUGGAACCUGGGAUAAAAGAAGCAGACGUCACAUACUUGAGUCUCAGUCGAGGGAGGGGUAUAGUUAUCGCACAACCCGAAGCAAUCCUCGAAAUUGUUGGCCGCUUGGAAUCCCAUGAAGCCAGGAGAGACACCAGAUGUGUUGUUUCCACACGAGACCUGGUAUGCCUGGCCGAGAAAGUCGGACUCGGCUCUGUUCGUUAUCAGCUUGGAGAUUAUGGAAGUCUAGGUUCUGCGGAACUCACUGGCAAUAUAUCGUGA